Molecule: messenger RNA, 698 nt
Organism: Scleropages formosus (Asian bonytongue)
Lineage: Eukaryota; Metazoa; Chordata; Actinopteri; Osteoglossiformes; Osteoglossidae
Gene: rspo4
Product: R-spondin 4
Exons: 5
Coding region: 30-698 (222 amino acids)
Source: RefSeq, a predicted model, not a curated record
UGUCCUGAAAGCUGUCCUACUUCGCACAGAUGCAUUUGCGACUUCUGUCCAUACUUCCUCUGCUGAGCUGCGCAGUGAUGUUAAACCCCGCAAGAAGAGGACCUGCCAACAAGGACGUGUCUGAAGACUGCAGGUCCUGUCUGGAGUGUUCCCGCGACAAUGGUUGCCUGAGCUGCCCCGGGAAGCUGUUCCUGUUCCUCCGCAGAGAGGGCAUGUGGCACCACGGGUCCUGCUUACAUUCUUGCCCUGCGGGCUACUAUGGUGUACGUGGCCAGGACAUGAACCGCUGUAUGAAAUGCAAAGCUGCCAAUUGUGAGAGAUGCUUCAGCAAAGACUUCUGCACGAAAUGUAAGCGGAGCUUCCAGCUGUUUAAAGGGAAGUGCCUGCGCAGCUGUCCUGAUGGCACAUUUCCACAUUUAACUGAUUGCAUUGAGGGCUGUCAUCCGGGCCCCUGGGGUGAGUGGACCUCCUGUGAACACAAGGGACUAACUUGUGGCUUCAGGUGGGGGAGACAGAGCCGGACGAGGGCGUCCUCAUCUCACUGUCCCGCUAUUAGUGAAGACAGGAAGUGUCGGAUGAAAAAGAGAUGCCCUGCACAGAGAAGAGUGAACGAACGGAAGGGCAAGGGAAAGAGGAGACGGAAAGAGCAGAAGUUGCAUAAGAACGCAACACUUGCGGAGCUGCCAGGAGCGACCUAA